UUAAACAGGAAGUGGGUUUCUAAAAGCCAGCAAGCCAUUUUUCUCUUUUAUUUGAUCGAAAAAUAACUAGCAUAGUUUGCAAAAACUGUCUUAUAUUUAUACUGUGUGAAAUACGGUUGUCUUUUAACCUUGUUCCCGCUAAAUUAGCAUUAGCUGGUUAUUCACCCAUCAGCUAACGUUCGUUUACUGACAACAGGGUAUCUUUAGGUCGGUUCAGCUAGCUAGGUAAGUGGCUACAUUUCAAAUUUCCGGGGCAACAAUGGAAGGUUUAGAAACGACAUACGAGGAUUCUAAUGCCGAGGACUACAUUGAUUGUGCUAUCUGUACCAGAUCCAUUAGGGGUGAAACCCUGUAUAAGAUCCACCGGACGACAGUACUACACGUGAGGAAAGAGGACCACCUGGUUUCAACUGGGCGGGCUACCAGGGAUCAUGAGUUACCAGAUUUCAAGGAUAUCAAACACUACCUCCAAUACCUGAAACUUGAUGAGCCAAUCAUCGGUUUGAGUCUUCUGGCGGAGGUGGAGCCAGUCUCCCAUGACCGUCAGCCUGGCCCCAGAUACAUCUGCAGAUUAUGCGAUCUGGAGGCAUCCUUACCCAACAUGGUCAAUCAUUUAAUUGGUCGCAGACAUCGACAGAAUUACCUGGAUAUGAAAAGGAAAGACUUGGUGACAUGGGACAGUACCAAUGCCCUGGCUCAAUCAGGGAAGGCUUUACGAGCCUUGGCGGAGAUUGUGGAAAGACAGAAUGGGAAAGGAAGUCCAAAGCCUUUGAGGAAAAAACGAAAUGUGGGCAAAUUGAACAUUUCUAGAGUUCCCCCGAAAGAAAGAGGGGCCAAGAAUCAGCCAAAACCAACACUUUCUCAUCCAUCAGACAUGAGGCGGGAAGGACACCUGCAUCCAGGGAGGAUGGAUUUCCCGGACGGGGAGUACCACCACAGAGGAGGCCGUCCUGAAGAUGAUCUAUAUAGACCUCCCUUCCAUGAAGACGAUCCUUACUUAUUGUCUGGGGCAGUGCGAGAGGUUUACCUGAGAGGAGGAGACCCCAGCAUGCGUGGUUUUGAGGAAGACAAGCUUCGUAGAGCAGGCUAUCAUGAAGAUGACCUUCGUAGAAGGGAUCACUACCUUGAAGGACAAAUCCAUGGUCAGGAUUAUUUGGAGGACAUGCGUAGACGAGAGUUUUUGGAGGCCAGGCCAAUCCACCAAGAGGAAAUCCCUCAUCGCCAAGCAUACCCUGAAGAACAUCCACGCAGGAGUGUCUACCCGGAGAAUGAUCCUCUCAAACAGUUCUAUUCUGAUGAGGUUCUCCGUAGAACAUUUCAUGCUGCUGAAGCUUCUAAGGAGCGGGCCUUUCGAGAAGAUGAAUCACCACAUGGGAGGAGCUAUCCUCAUGUUCCGGCCUAUCCGCAGGAAUUUCCUCCUGAACGUGCCUAUCCUGACAAAGCUCCUCUCUGCUUUGAACACGCCCAUGGAAGGGCAGCCCAUGGACCACCUGUUCAUGAAGACCCUUACUCCGAGGAUACCCGUAGAAGUGGAUACCUUGAGGAGGCACAACGCAGGGUGUACAAUGAGGAACAACAUGGGCCAGCCUAUCCAGAAGGCAACCCUCAUAGGCGAUCUCACGACAGGGAUCCAAACGGCCGUGGCUACCCCAAGGGGCCAGAUGGGCAAGGAGCUGCUGACGAAGACUUGAGGUUCCCAAAUCAAAUGGAGGGACCAAUGGAGACAGGGGGUCAAGGCAGCAGGGAGCAUUUAUUUGACCUUGUCAAGGCCAUUCGUCAGGAGGGGAGAGGUCCGCAGCAUCCAGAGAUGGAGCGAGGGAUGGGACCACCAGGAAUGAGGGGGACUCAGAAGCCAGCAGAGGGUGGCAGAAUGAGAACAGAGAUCCCCGAACCUUUCCGGCGCUUCCUGGAAGGAGCCACAGAUGACCACAAGAGCCCCGGGAAACGGAAGAGAAAGAGCAGGUUCUCUGAUGCCACAGAACAGGAGGAGGACGUGUUGAAGUUAAUGCAAGCUGGUGACAAUAGAAGAAGGUCAGAACCUUUUGCCAAGCCACAGGGUGCUUAUCAAGGAGUAGCAGGCUCCAGACCAAUGGCAGAGGCAACUCCAGACACUGGGAAUGUUUUGGAUGUACUGAAUAACAUACAGGUUGAGAAUGUGGAAGAGGCCAACUUCCUGAAGGACAAGCUGUGUAACCUUCUGAAAGAGUUCCAAGACAAAAAAUAUGAGAAGACAGCAGUAAUGUCUGCGUACAAAAGCCUACAUCCAACAGUCAUUUCCAAAGAAUAUAAUCACAUGAGCAAGGAUCACCUGGAAAAUCCCAGAGAUGACUAUGAAAGAAACUACAGAGAAGUGCAAGAGGAGAGACAUUACGAAGGCCAUCCUCCCAGACACUCAAAGGAACACUCACAGGAGCGCUACACUCCAGAGACCCCACAGGAUCCUUACAGAGACACAGACAUGAGAAUGGAGAGGAGAGCUCAAUAUGAAGAGGUCUUUGGGCAUGUUGAGAUGUACCCACAAUCUCAUGCUCGUCCAGAGGAGCCAAUGGCAUACCCCCACGAGAGUUGUCAGGGGCCGAUGUACCCUCGUGAUUACCCACCUGCAGGGGAUCUUCACAAUCCAUUCAAGCCUACACCCCCAAUACACUGGGAGCGGGGGUACAGGACGGGUGGCCCUCAAUCCACCAGCCUAGACAAAAUCACCUCCACUCUCCUGGAGCUUGUGGCAAGGAAAAAGUGAUUUUACAGUAGAACCACCAUGUGUAAAAAAUAUUUGUAUUGAUCUGAGCUCAACUGUAUUUCUGUUGGAAUUUUGCUUUUGAAAUGUUUCUACACUUUUAUUUGCUUUAAUUGAUCAUCUUGAUGGCUAGUUUUAAGGGUUAAAGGUUUUGUAGCAAUUAUUUGACAUUAGUAAUCCAAAAAUAUGCUUUGAAAGGUGUAGACAUAUUGUUGAAAACAAAAUUAUUUCUUUUGAAUAACUUCUAUUCACUUAACACUGCAUUGUAACUGACAAUAAAACAUUUGUGACCACAAAUCAGUACUGAUCCAAACAAGAUGGUUAAAGAAAUAUUACACUGAACAAAAAUAUAAGCGCAACAUGUAAAGUGUUCGUCCCUUGUUUCAUGAGCUGAAAUAAAAUAUCCUCAAUGUUCCAUACACACCAAAA
Molecule: messenger RNA, 3166 nt
Organism: Oncorhynchus keta (chum salmon)
Lineage: Eukaryota; Metazoa; Chordata; Actinopteri; Salmoniformes; Salmonidae
Exons: 13
Coding region: 260-2740 (826 amino acids)
Source: RefSeq, a predicted model, not a curated record